CCCGUUUCCAGGGCGCCGGCUCAGCGUCCCGCGACCCCCGCCCCCCCACGCUCCAACCAGGUAGCUGGUGUCGGGACGCUGGAAAGCGACUCGGUGGAGCGGGUGCUCGCCGACGGCGGCCGCCGCCACAGCGCGUCGCGCGGAGUAGCAACCGAAGACGGCGGCCGCCGCACCAGCCAGCGCGUGUGGAGGAUAAACGGCCAGCACGGCCGUCGCGGUGAUCCGUCCAGGGAAAGAGUGAGCGAGGGCCAAGGCUCUCGUCUUAGCGAAGACAGAGAAAGAAUCCGCGAGGAGAGCGACCGCCGCUGCCGGGUACCGACGGGAAAAGGAAGUGAAGACGUCGGCUUCUCCCGCGAUGACUCGAGAAGGGUCAGCGAAGACCUGGACCACGGCCGCAGCGUCUCUGAGGGGAGAGUCAGGGGAGACGGCGGCCACCUUCCCGGCAACUCUUGGGAGAGACUGAGGGGAGGCCUCAGCAGCGACGCGAGCUUCAGUGAAGUCGGAAGUCACCCAACUAGUGACUCCUCGGGAUCCGUCAGAGACUACCGCGGCCUCCGCCUCUGCGGGACUUGGGAGGAAGUCCGGGAGGUCCGGGGCCCCCGAGCCAGCGACGACCGCCACAGCCGCCUCAGUGGCUCUUGGGAGGGCGCGAGUGUGGAUGGCGGCCGCAGCCUCAGCAGUUCCUGGGAGGGGGUGAGUGAAGACCGCGGCUACUUGGCCAGCGACUCCUCCGCGGUGAGCGUCAGCGAAGACGCCAGCCGCCGCCGCUUCUGGGAGAGGGAAAGUGAGGACGAAGGUUCCCGCUGCCGGGCCUCCUGGGGGAGGACGACGGAGGACGGCGGCCCCGGGCCUAGCGACGACGAGGGAGACAGCCGCUGCUGCAGUGGCUCGUGGGUGACAGCGAGCGAAGACCGCCGCAGCAGCGGGGGCCUGGACUCGACGCCCCCUCGGAGUCCGAGUCGCCGCACCAUGCCCGGGGUGUCCGAUUCGGGACCGUCCACUUCCUCCACGGAGACUGCGACCCCGUUGAUAACCUGGUGGAGUUUUGAAGUAGGUGCCAGGAAGAAAGUGCAUUUUGGUAGCAUACAUGAUGCAGUACGUGCUGGAGACGUAAAGCAGCUUUCAGAAAUCGUGCAGCGUGGUGCCAGCAUUAACGAAGUUGAUAUUCUCCAUAAAUUUACCCCUUUACACUGGGCAGCACAUUCUGGCAGUUUGGAGUGUCUUCAUUGGCUCCUCUGGCAUGGAGCUGAUAUCUCCCAAGUAACCGCAAGAGGCUGGACGGCAGCUCACAUAUCUGCUAUCAGGGGACAGGAUGCUUGCAUGCAGGCUCUUAUAAUCAAUGGAGCCAACCUGGCAGCUCAGGAUGAUCGUGGAUGCACUCCUUUACACCUUGCUGCAACACAUGGACAUUCUUUCACUUUACAAAUAAUGCUCCGAAGUGGAGUGGAUCCCAGCGUGACUGAUAAGAGAGAGUGGAAACCUGUGCACUAUGCAGCUUUUCAUGGGCGUCUUGGCUGUUUGCAGCUUCUCGUGAAAUGGGGAUGUAGUGUAGAGGACGUGGACUACAAUGGAAACCUUCCAGUUCACUUAGCAGCCAUGGAAGGCCACCUUCACUGUUUUAAAUUCCUACUCAGUAGAAUGAGCAGUGCCUCCCAAGGUUUGAAAGCCUUCAAUGAUAAUGGAGAAAAUGUAUUGGACCUGGCCCAGAGGUUCUUCAAGCAGAACAUUUUACAGUUUAUUCGAGGGUCUGAGUAUGAAGGAAAUGAUCCAACAGAUCAAGAAACUUUAGCAUUUCCAGGUCAUGUGGCUGCCUUUAAGGGUGAUUUGGAAAUGAUUAAGAAAUUAAUAGAAGAUGGAGUAAUUAAUAUUAAUGAACGUGAUAAUAAUGGAUCAACUCUUAUGCAUAAAGCUGCUGGGCAAGGCCAUAUAGAGUGUUUGCAAUGGCUGAUUAAAAUGGGAGCAGACAAUAACAUUACCAACAAAGCGAGGGAGAAACCCAGUGACGUGGCUAAGAGACAUUGUGCAGUUUUAGGUUUUACACUGAUGUCUGUGAUCCAUGUUGAGUUAAUUUUUGUAUAUGGUAUGAGGUUUGCCCAUUUAGGAGCAGUAAAGCUACUAGAAGGACUACAGAAAUAUGAUAUAGAUGAAGAGAAUGAAAUUAAUGAAAAUGAUAUUAGGUUUUUUAUAAGACAUGGUGUUGAGGGAAGCACUGAUGCCAAAGAUGAUUUAGGUCUCAGUGAGUCGGAUAAAACAGAUGCCAGAGUGAGAGCUUAUAAGAAAAUCGUAGAAUUGAGACACCUCCUUGAAAUUGCUGAGAGCAACUAUAAACAUUUGGGAGGAAUAACAGAAGAAGAUAUAAAGCAGAAGAAAGAACAGCUCGAGUCUGCAAAGACUAUCAAAGAGCUGCAGGGCCAGCUGGAGUAUGAACGAUUACGCAGAGAGAAGUUAGAAUGUCAGCUGGAUGAGUAUCGAGUGGAGGUGGAUCAACUCAAGGAGAUGCUGGAAAAAACUCAGGUCCCCAACUUUGUGGCUGUGGAAGAUGACAUUUCCUGUGAGUUAAGCAAAGAGAAGAGGCGAGUGAAGAAGAAGGUGUCUUCUGGGGGAGUUUUUGUGAAAAGGUACUAAUCAGUGAGAUAGCUUUAAAUAAACUUGCUUGACUUUUUCUAUUUUUAAAUAGAUAUAAAUGUAAAUCUAUAUAAAUUCAUCUCAGAAUUACUCUGAUGUGCAGUUAUUCCAAUUCUGAAGGCAGAAAUAUGUUACAUAGUGUCAAAGGGAUUAAAAUUACAUGGACUCAGUUGUAUUUCCCCUCCCAAUAUACUUUUUAUAUAUUUAUGUAGGCAAGUCAAAACUCUGUAUUUGUGAAUUAAUUUUGCAAGUAUUUACAUAAACUUUAUAAUAGAUAUUAAAGAUUAUUAAAAGUUC
Messenger RNA from Bubalus bubalis (water buffalo), 2922 nucleotides. RefSeq names its product ankyrin repeat domain 42 (gene ANKRD42). NCBI's taxonomy places the organism in Eukaryota, Metazoa, Chordata, Mammalia, Artiodactyla, Bovidae. Gene Ontology annotation, molecular function: NF-kappaB binding. The transcript is spliced from 14 exons. The coding region runs from base 970 to 2625 and encodes 551 amino acids. The record is from RefSeq and is a predicted model, not a curated record. Gene Ontology annotation, cellular component: nucleus.